Molecule: messenger RNA, 4314 nt
Organism: Oncorhynchus masou masou (cherry salmon)
Lineage: Eukaryota; Metazoa; Chordata; Actinopteri; Salmoniformes; Salmonidae
Product: lysophosphatidic acid receptor 2-like
Exons: 8
Coding region: 567-1682 (371 amino acids)
Biological process (GO): regulation of metabolic process; adenylate cyclase-activating G protein-coupled receptor signaling pathway
Cellular component (GO): cytoplasm; plasma membrane
Molecular function (GO): lysophosphatidic acid receptor activity
Source: RefSeq, a predicted model, not a curated record
CCCAGGUUGUCCGAGGCCACAUUAUGACAGUCAGAGACAGAGAGCAAGCUCUGCCGCACCCUUUCUCUACCGCGCACAGGUAAACUGCGGGCAAACGACAAAAGUCACUCGAAAGUCACAUUUGGAUUGUAAUUUUUGGCCAAAUGUAUGGAUUAAACAAAGACUAAACUCGUGUCUGGAGACGGAUAUGAAGGGAUAGGCGCUAAAGCAAGACUAAGCAGUGGGAUCCUGCUGGCUCUCCUACCAUAUAACCCCCUUUCAUUGAGUUGGAGACGGAUGGACAGAGUUGAAACUUUCGUACCUUGUGUGUCUGAAGACCAAAGAGAAGGGACAACGUCUCAGCCCACACACGAUUGGAGGAGAUAGACGUCAAUCAAACUGGACGCCGUCCAUUCCCUCCCACCCCUCAUGGCGAGACCACCCCCAACCCACCAAUAGGGCGAGUCCCAUCCACACGAACCCCCACCACCACUCAUCCGUCCGGACAAUCCAAUUGGUCCCCCUCACUCCACUUAACUCCUGCCCACUCUACGCUCCACCCCAUCCACCCCCUCUGAUUGGUCAAGAUGGACAAGUUGACAGACGAUGUCCCCGGGUGCUACUACAACCGUACAGUGCAGUUCUUCUACGAACAUAGUGGCAAGAACAUCAGCGCCCACUGGCGUCCUCGGGACUACGUGGUGGUGAGCCUGGGCAUGGGUGUGUCUGUCAUCGUCAUCCUGGCCAACAUCCUGGUCAUGGUGGCCAUCUUCAUCAACCGACGAUUCCACUUCCCUAUCUACUAUCUGCUCGGCAACCUGGCGGCAGCAGACCUGUUCUCAGGUAUCGCCUACCUGCACCUGAUGUUCCACACUGGGCCCUGGACCAUCAAGCUGUCCAAGAACCAGUGGUUUGUACGCCAGACCCUGAUCGACUCCAGUCUGACAGCAUCGGUGUUGAACCUCCUGGCCAUCGCCUUGGAGCGCCACCAGACCAUCUUCACCAUGCAGCUCCACAGUAAGAUGACCAACCGCCGCGUGGUGCUGCUCAUCGCCCUUAUCUGGGGCCUAGCCAUCUUCAUGGGCCUGGUUCCCACCAUGGGCUGGCACUGUCUGUGUGACCUGGAAAACUGCUCCACCAUGGCCCCCAUGUACAAACGCUCCUACCUGGUGUUCUGGGCUGUGCUCAACCUCUUCACCUUCUCUCUCAUGGUGGCUGCCUACACCAGGAUCUUUGUGUACGUCAGACACAAGAGCCAGAGGAUGUCUCAGCACACCAGCCAGAUACGACACAAGGAGACUGUGUUCAACCUGAUGAAGACGGUUUCUAUGAUCCUGGGUUGUUUUGUGAUCUGCUGGACCCCGGGCCUGGUGUUGUUGAUGUUGGAUGGUCUGGGCUGUGAAUCUUGCCAGGUGCUGCGUUAUGAGAAGUACUGUCUGGUCCUGGCUGAGUGUAACUCCCUGGUCAACCCCAUCAUCUACAGCUUCAGAGACACGGACAUGUUACAGACCUUCAAGCGGAUCCUCUGCUGCCUGUGUCGCCGCGGCGACGCCGGCCGCAAAGACACGCUGUCGGGCAUACGCUGCAACACCCAGGAGCAAGAGCCGUAUGACAAUGGUGAUGCGGAGCUGGUGGAGAAGACCAGGGGAGCUCCUCUCAUCCUGAAGGGAACAGAGGACAUGAUGACGUCCACAGAGAGCUGACACAAGCAUGCGCGCGCGCACACACACACACACACACACACAGUGUAUGAUUAUUUUGGGGGGAGUUUCUGAAUCAUGCUAAAUGUUUUUAUUGUAUAAUGUGAUGUUUAGUUGUAAAAUGUUGUUUGUAUGAUACUGUAUGUUACAGAAAACAUGACUACAGUUACCUACAGGCACUGACAUUUCUGUUUGAACCAACUUUAUUGACAGUGUCCCAUAUACACUCCUCAGAUAUGUGUUGACAUGUUGUCUACCUGAGCAGUCAGCUCAGUAGGAAAGUCCUCAUUACAAUCAGAACUGUAUAUUUAUGACUUUUUAAUUUGACAUUUUAUUUAUGCAUUUUUUGUUGUUGAUCUUACGAGAAUAGUCUGCGCUGAGUGUAUACAGUGAGGGGAGAGGUGUGUGUGUGCAGGGGUUGGAGAGGUGUGUGUGUGUGUGUACUGCACAACAUGUUAGGUGAGUUUUAAGAAGGGUAUUAUUUUAGUAUUUAGUAUUUUAGUAUUUGUAAAGACAUUUUACUGUUAUUAAAUGUAUUGUUAGGUUCUGAACAGAGUAAAAACUCAAACGGACGACUAGAAAAGACUCAAACGGAGUUUAUUCACCGCACUGAAUGCCUCGGCUGCAAGCACAUUUUACACAUGAUCAUACAGGCAUUUCUACAUCAGGGGUGUAUCUUCUCAGAGCUGCCAUCUGUUGCCCAAUACCGCCUGCAUGUUGCAUCGUUGUCUAGGCCUUCCAGCUGUCUGCCAGCCGAUCCUCUUAUCUGUCUAGCUGUCUGGAGAAUGAAGGAAUAGACUGUAGACCAGUCUGUAUUGUAGACUGAUGUGUUCUGGUUGUUUCUGUGACCUCACAAUCAGUUUCAUGGUCAGAAAUGAUGGAAUCCGCUUCUAUUAAAGAACCUACAACACUUCUGACUGUCCAGCCGUCUGUCUCUCUGUUACUGUCCAUCCAUCUGUCUCUCUCUGACUGUCUGUCCACCUUUCUCUCUGACUAUCUGUCCACCUGUCUCUCUCUGACUGUCCAUCCAUCUCUCUCUGACUGUCCAUCCAUCUCUCUCUCUGACUGUCCAUCCAUCUCUCUCUCUCUGACUGUCUGUCCACAUGUCUCUCUCUGACUGUCUGUCCACCUGUCUCUCUCUGACUGUCUGUCCACCUGUCUCUCUCUGACUGUCUGUCCACCUGUCUCUCUCUGACUGUCCGUCCACCUGUCUCUCUCUGACUGUCUGUCAACCUGUCUCUCUCUGACUGUCUGUCCACCUGUGUCUCUCUGACUGUCUGUCCACCUGUCUCUCUCUGACUGUCUGUCCACCUGUGUCUCUCUGACUGUCUGUCCACCUGUCUCUCUCUGACUGUCUGUCCACCUGUCUCUCUCUGACUGUCUGUCCACCUGUCUCUCUCUGACUGUCUGUCCACCUCUCUCUCUUACUGUCUGUCCACCUGUCUCUCUCUGACUGUCUGUCCACCUCUCUCUCUCUGACUGUCUGUCCACCUGUCUCUCUCUGACUGUCCGUCCACCUGUCUCUCUCUGACUGUCUGUCCACCUCUCUCUCUUACUGUCUGUCCACCUGUCUCUCUCUGACUGUCUGUCCACCUCUCUCUCUCUGACUGUCUGUCCACCUGUCUCUCUCUGACUGUCCGUCCACCUGUCUCUCUCUGACUGUCUGUCCACCUCUCUCUCUCUGACUGUCUGUCCACCUCUCUCUCUGACUGUCUGUCCACCUGUCUCUCUCUGACUGUCUGUCCACCUGUCUCUCUCUGACUGUCUGUCCACCUGUCUCUCUCUGACUGUCUGUCCACCUGUCUCUCUCUGACUGUCUGUCCACCUGUCUCUCUCUGACUGUCUGUCCACCUGUCUCUCUCUGACUGUCUGUCCACCUGUCUCUCUCUGACUGUCUGUCCACCUGUCUCUCUCUGACUGUCUGUCCACCUGUCUCUCUCUGACUGUCUGUCCACCUGUCUCUCUCUGACUGUCUGUCCACCUGUCUCUCUCUGACUGUCUGUCCACCUGUCUCUCUGACUGUCUGUCCACCUGUCUCUCUCUGACUGUCUGUCAACCUGUCUCUCUCUGACUGUCUGUCCACCUGUGUCUCUCUGACUGUCUGUCCACCUGUCUCUCUCUGACUGUCUGUCCAUCUGUGUCUCUCUGACGGUCUGUCCACCUGUGUCUCUCUGACUGUAGUGAACGGGUGCACCCUUAAGGAGAGACCAUUGGGACGAACCCCAACUCUCACCAUUACUGGCUGAAAUCAUCUCUGUAAAGGGAAAAUGUUCAUACCUGAGAAACUAUAAAAGGGAAAUGCUGGAUAUGAAUAUUCUAAAUAUUUACAUCUUCAUUAUUUUCAUUUCAUUAUUUUCGUUCUGCCCCUGAACAGGCAGUUAACCCACUGUUCCCAGGCCGUCAUUGAAAAUAAGAAUUUGUUCUUAACUGACUUGCCUCGUUAAAUAAAGGUAAAAAAAAAAAAAAAAAAAACAUUUUUCACCAUAAAAAUAUUUUCCCUCCCCAAAUUAAAGACUACAUUUUUGAGAAGCUGUUGUUUUUCUCUUUCAUUUAAAAAUAUCUGUUACUGAUUUUUAGUUUUAUUUUUGUACCAAAACAUCUCUAAAUAAAGCCAGAAAAUUGAAUACAUCCCUAA